CCCAUGAUGCCGCGGGAAGGCCGACUCCACGUCCCGCGAUGCUCUCGCCGGGCCGUGGCGGAGAUUGAACCGGAAGACGCUUUCUGGGUUUGAGGAGAAGGGUAAACUGGUGUUGCACAUCCAGAAGUGCAGUAUGAAACUGUAUUGCCUUUCGGGGCACCCAACCUUACCAUGCAAUGUGCUCAAAUUCAAAUCAACCACCAUUAUGUUGGACUGCGGACUGGACAUGACUUCCACCCUCAAUUUCCUUCCUUUGCCACUUGUUCAAAGUCCCCGGCUGUCUAAUCUUCCUGGCUGGUCCCUAAAGGAUGGAAAUACUUUCUUGGACAAGGAGCUAAAGGAGUGCUCAGGUCACGUAUUUGUGGAUUCUGUGCCUGAAUUCUGCCUACCAGAGACCGAGCUGAUAGAUCUGUCUACGGUAGAUGUGAUCCUCAUCUCUAACUAUCACUGCAUGAUGGCGCUGCCCUACAUCACCGAGCACACGGGGUUCACGGGCACAGUGUAUGCCACAGAGCCCACCGUUCAGAUCGGCAGGCUUCUCAUGGAAGAGCUGGUGAAUUUCAUUGAACGCGUGCCCAAGGCUCAGUCGGCCUCCUUGUGGAAGAACAAGGACAUUCAGCGGCUGCUGCCUUCUCCUCUCAAGGAUGCAGUGGAAGUGUCAACCUGGAGAAGAUGUUAUACAAUGCAAGAGGUGAACUCUGCCCUUAGUAAAAUCCAGCUGGUGGGAUACUCCCAGAAAAUUGAGCUUUUCGGAGCCGUCCAGGUAACUCCGCUGAGCUCUGGCUACGCCCUUGGGAGCUCCAACUGGAUCAUCCAGUCCCAUUACGAAAAAGUGUCUUACGUCUCUGGAUCCUCCUUGCUUACCACACACCCCCAGCCUAUGGACCAAGCUUCUCUCAAAAACAGCGAUGUUCUCAUUCUGACAGGCCUUACCCAGAUUCCCACUGCAAACCCAGAUGGCAUGGUGGGAGAGUUCUGCAGCAACCUGGCGCUGACCAUCCGUAAUGGCGGGAAUGUGUUGGUGCCCUGCUACCCUUCUGGAGUGAUCUACGACCUCCUGGAAUGUCUGUACCAAUACAUCGACUCGGCCGGCCUCUCCAGCAUCCCCUUCUACUUCAUCUCCCCUGUGGCGAACAGUUCCCUGGAGUUCUCCCAGAUUUUUGCUGAGUGGCUCUGUCACAAUAAACAGACAAAGGUUUAUCUCCCAGAACCACCUUUUCCUCAUGCAGAGCUCAUUCAGACCAACAAGCUGAAGCACUACCCCAGCAUCCACGGCGACUUCAGCAAUGAUUUCAGGCAGCCGUGCGUGGUGUUCACGGGCCACCCUUCCCUCCGGUUUGGGGACGUGGUCCAUUUCAUGGAGCUCUGGGGGAAAUCCAGUCUCAACACAGUCAUAUUCACAGAACCUGACUUCUCCUACCUGGAGGCGCUGGCCCCCUACCAGCCCUUGGCCAUGAAGUGCAUCUACUGCCCCAUCGAUACACGACUCAAUUUCAUCCAGGUGUCGAAGCUGCUUAAAGAAGUGCAGCCCCUGCACGUGGUCUGUCCGGAGCAGUACACGCAGCCACCCCCCGCGCAGUCCCACCGGCUGGACCUGAUGGUCGACUGCCAGCCGCCCGCCAUGGCCUACCGGCGGGCCGAGGUCCUGGCCCUGCCCUUCAAGCGGCGCUAUGAGAAGAUCGAAAUCAUGCCGGAGCUCGCCGAUUCGCUGGUGCCCAUGGAGAUCAAGCCUGGCAUUUCCUUGGCAACCGUCUCGGCUCUGCUGCAUACCAAAGACAACAAGCACGUCCUGCAGCUCCCACCCCGGCCGGCCCAGCCCACAGGUGGUAAGAAGAGAAAGCGGGGUAGCGAUGACAUCCCAGACUGCAAAGUGUUGAAGCCUCUGCUGAGCGGCUCCAUCCCUGUGGGGCAGUUUGUGCAGACCCUGGAGAAGCACGGCUUCAGUGACAUUAAGGUGGAAGACACGGCCAAGGGCCACAUUGUCCUGCUCCAGGAAGCCGAGACACUCAUCCAGAUUGAGGACGACUCGACGCACAUCAUUUGUGACAAUGAUGAGAUGCUCAGGGUACGACUGCGGGACCUUGUCCUCAAAUUCCUGCAGAAAUUCUAAUGGAACCCCUGUACCAUUUCCACUUGCCCGAAGGCCUGCUGCCCUCCCUGCAGCUGCCCAACACACGCCGGCUGAGGAAGGGCAGAGAGGCUGGUGCCCUCUGCAGAGCUCUCUGGCUCAAGGAACAAAGAAGUGGCUCUUGCGGGAUAGUACCCGGAGUUCAAUGGCCAGCAUCUCCUGCUCUGCAUUUCUGGCACUGUUUCCGGCUAGACCUUCUGCUUUAAACUUGAGGCUGUCUCGGUAGCCUGGACGAGCCGAGGGGUGGCAUAGGGGUGACGGCGCAGCUUUCCAAGAGGCUAGUGGUGGAAGGGGAGGUCAAGAGAUGACUUUUUUUUUAUGGUUUCACAGGCCUCAGGGGGGAACUAGCGUUUGAUUUUAUUUAUUUGGACACAGCACUGCACCUAAUAAUAAAAAUGACCCCAGUUAUCUGUAUUAUAUCAUGAGGCCAUUUUGUUAAUAAAACUUAUUUUUUAUAGAA
Molecule: messenger RNA, 2588 nt
Organism: Manis javanica (Malayan pangolin)
Lineage: Eukaryota; Metazoa; Chordata; Mammalia; Pholidota; Manidae
Gene: INTS9
Product: integrator complex subunit 9
Biological process (GO): snRNA 3'-end processing
Cellular component (GO): integrator complex
Source: RefSeq, a predicted model, not a curated record